GAGAGAUAAAAAGGGAUGGGGAGACAGAACGAAAAUGACAAAGAGAGAGAGAGAGAGAGAUCCAUAUAGAAGGCAUAUAUUAUUCAAGUAUAACGGUUUCAUGGUGUAGUCAGUUUUAAAAUGAUGACGUAAUUUCCAAUAAAUCGAAGGGUCACAUUUACAAAGAAAUACUUCGAUCAUUCUUUUAAAUAAAUGCUUCACUAGCUUCACAGUGUCAACUCGACGUGAAGUUAGACAUACAUCUCUCACUGAUCGGAAUGGCAAGCAAUUCUAGAGUUGGCCACCUUCUGACACUUCAAGAACUCAUUUUGAGUCUCAGGGAAAAGGUCAUACAACGUUCAGAUGGCAUUGAUGAACUGUUAACCAACUUCCAGAUUACAUUCGAGGAUUGCAAAAAGUAUGCUUUUGUCAAAGAUUCAAAAGGGUGCAGCCGAAAUCUCAUUUUUGAUGAGCCUGAAGUGUGUCGUCUCACUUUGAGUGUAUGGAAACCAGGUUUUCAAAAUAGAAUACACGACCACGGCCAAUCUCAUUGCUACUUCAAGGUUAUACUUGGCUUAUUAGAAGAAACCCAUUUCCGAGACGGACGUCACGUUGCUGAUAGUGUAUACAAGGAGGGUCAAGUGUGUCACAUGACCGACACAGGAGCCUGUCAUCAAAUGAAAAACAACCAUGAUGGCUACUCUGUUUCUCUUCAUGUCUACAUACCGCCUUUUGAUAGGUGUAACACGUACGAUGAAGCAGGUGGAGCUGCCAUACCCGUAACGCCCUCGUUUAUUUCACGCUACGGGUUUGCGGUGGACCGAGAAAGCAGACGUUUACUUGAUGUAUUGAACAUUAGGCCUAUAAUCCAAAUGUAAUUUAUGCGCUUUGAAAUGUACUUUCUUAUUAUGUUCUGUAUCAUGUGAAUCUUAUAAACAUUCUGAUUCUGAAAUACAGUUUAUUUCACACACACACAUACACACACAAAACGAUAACCAUUUAUCUGCUUUGAAUAGUAGUUCUCAAAACUGUGGUCCGUGGACCCCUGAAACGAGCUUAAGGGUCCACAAAAAGAUAAAAAUUGUAUAGAAUUAAAAUAACGUCUUUGUUUACAGCCAGUAUCUCCGAUCGGAUAACUUGAAUCAUUAUCCAUCCACCCCUCACUACUGUAUAAUGUGUCUAUUGCGUACUAUU
This is a messenger RNA of Biomphalaria glabrata, 1173 nucleotides long. Its product is annotated as cysteine dioxygenase 1-like. NCBI's taxonomy places the organism in Eukaryota, Metazoa, Mollusca, Gastropoda, Planorbidae. Gene Ontology annotation, biological process: L-cysteine catabolic process. The record is from RefSeq and is a predicted model, not a curated record. Gene Ontology annotation, molecular function: cysteine dioxygenase activity; ferrous iron binding. The transcript has 8 exons. The coding region runs from base 258 to 857 and encodes 199 amino acids.